Acanthochromis polyacanthus (spiny chromis) is the source of this 2657-nucleotide messenger RNA. It is a transcript of the gene kcnip1b, whose product is annotated as Kv channel interacting protein 1 b. The transcript has 8 exons. Gene Ontology annotation, biological process: regulation of potassium ion transmembrane transport. Lineage: Eukaryota; Metazoa; Chordata; Actinopteri; Pomacentridae. The record is from RefSeq and is a predicted model, not a curated record. The coding region runs from base 376 to 1137 and encodes 253 amino acids. Gene Ontology annotation, molecular function: calcium ion binding; transmembrane transporter binding; potassium channel regulator activity. Gene Ontology annotation, cellular component: voltage-gated potassium channel complex.
GGGUACAGUGGUGGCUGCUGGCGCUCUCUGCAGCACAGAUCUGCUGAGAGUACCAGAGUAGCGCUCCUCCACAGACCACAGCCGCAGGGCUCCCACUGCAGUUCAGAGGAAAACCUCACUCAGAAACAGACACUGGAGAAGAAACGGCUCAUCUCACAAGACUUGAAGACAGAAGACAAGACAAGACAAAGAAGAGGGCAAGAAAAGACAAAAGGCAGAGGGAGGACGCCCUUAAAGGACCUCAUGAUGUCACAUCACAGAAACGACUGAGGCAGAUUCUUCGGUCCAAUAAGGAUCCAGUAUUCUAGACGCUCAAACCUUUUUUGAGAUCUGUCGGAGGAAACCUGCCCCGUCUGCCCCUGCCUUUACCUCAGGAUGGCUGGCUGUACCAGCCGCUGCAGGCAGGGGGUGCUCAAGUUAAUCCAGUCCCUGCAGAGAUUGGUCUCAGGAACCCUCACAAAAGAUAAAGCAGAUGACGAGCUUGAGAUGACGACGGUGUGUCACAGACCAGAAGGUCUUGAUCAGUUGGAGGCCCAAACUAACUUCACCAAACAGGAGCUGCAGAUCCUCUAUCGCGGUUUUAAGAAUGAAUGUCCGAGUGGAGUGGUAAAUGAGGAGACAUUUAAACACAUUUAUGCACAGUUCUUCCCUCAUGGAGGUAAAGUUCACUGUUUCCAAACUAAUUCCUCUGUGAUGAUUUUUGAGAAUGGAAGAACUUAUCUCAAUUGUUUUUGUGCUGCAGAUGCAAGCAUGUACGCACAUUAUCUUUUCAACGCUUUCGACACUACAAACAACGGCUCCAUUAAGUUUAAGGACUUUGUAAUGGGGUUGUCGAUUCUGCUGAGGGGAACACUGAGGGAAAAGCUGGAGUGGACGUUUCACCUUUAUGACAUCAACAGAGAUGGAUACAUAAACAGAGAGGAAAUGACAGAGAUCGUGAGGGCAAUUUAUGACAUGAUGGGCAAAUACACCUACCCUGCACUAAAGGGAGACGUCCCACAGCAGCAUGUGGAUGCCUUUUUUCAGAAAAUGGAUAAGAAUAAAGAUGGAGUGGUGACUUUGGAGGAGUUUGUUAUAGCCUGCCAAGAGGAUGAAACCAUGAUGAGGUCCAUGCAGCUGUUUGAAAACGUGAUGUAGGACGAGCAGGGAUGACGGAGACAAAAACGUGGAAAACGAGAGGGCUUUGUGUGAGUGUGUGUGUGGAUGCAUAUGUGCAAUACGUCCAGUCUCUCCUCCUCCUCUUCUUCUCCCCAUUUUAUCCAGCUGUGAUCUGGAUACAGCCAGAAUCCCCCACAAGGACUUGCAAGAAGAGAUUGGACUGGAAUGCUGUUCGCCCUCCUGCCGAGUUUUACUACACAACACAAAGUGACUGAUGCGACAGGCCUGGACGUUACCACACGUCGCUCUCAGUCCUGUCUCAAAGAUUACCCUGGUAAAGACAAAGAUGCUCCGACAUUACAAGGCUGCUCCCGACCAGUGAUGAACAAUGUGUUCAACAAGCUGAACUAUUUAUUUAUUUUUGCCAAAAGAUGUUCUUUCUUUGCCAAAAUAUGAUUGCAUGGUUUUGCGAGAGCUUUUGAUUUAGCUCCAAACAUUGGUUAGAGUUGUUUUGGGAUUUUGGCCAUAGGGAUAUUUAUAUUGAUCUCAUUCAUCUAGUGGUUGACAGAUAUGAGAUACUUCAAAUGUCAUGUACAGUGACCCCUGUACGCUUGCGUUAAUCUGACUGUCGCUUGAGAGUCUGUCUUAUGCCUGUUGUUAGUCCGUCUAAAUCUUAAAGUAGAAAGUCAAAUAAUUUUGACAUAGUACAUUUUAUGGGUCUUAUAUGAAUGUGUGUGGUUGUCUUUUUUGUCUACGUUGGAACUUAGGUUUUAGUGACAAGAAAGAAAAUGAUUCAUUCUUUUAUAUUUCCACUUGCUGCUUUGCUUCUUGUGGUCAAAUUGGUGUUGUCAAUAAUGUAAAGAAGAAAAUAGUGUUUAAACGUGCAUAAAUUUUGGAUAUCAUUAUGAAGUGCCCGCAAAAACGAAGAUGUUUAAUUAAUCGAAAGAGGUUAGUGAUCAUAAAAACGAUAUCUUUUUUGCACAGCUGAAGGGGAAUUGAUAUGUGAUUCGGAGAUAGUGACAAUGAGGACAUAGAACUGUGUUUAUGUUGAUAAUAGAUGUCAGUGAACAGACGGUAGCUUCUGGGCCAUUCUAAUGAAAUCCUGGUCUGAGAAAGUUUCUGAUAAUCUUACAGGGAAAUACCUCUGAAUGUCAGCUCUGGAAUGUGAUAUUUUGAUUGACUGAGGGCAGCUCCAUCUGUAUUAACAGACAUUUGGCACUGCCUCCCCCAUCCAAACUAGGACAGUGAUGUCACACCGACGUGCGUGGUGCACACAGAAGAAGGUACUAACGGCAGUCGUCUGCUGAUGGUUUUAGGUGAGUCAGGGUGAGUUUGAAAGCACCACCAUCAUAGAAAACUCACACAGCUAUAGUAGUUUAAGCACUAAAAUAUUAAUCACUGUUCUUUUUUGAGUCAGUGGAUCAGCUCUUUGCUGUAUGGUACAUCUGUGUGACAUCACAGCCUCGGCUCUCUGAUAUCUUGGUUUGGAAUAGAGUCGUUAAAUCUCACUAUGAGAAGAUUAAUUCUAAGCCAUAAGAAUAAAUAUGGAAAUUCUUAAA